AUGCCCAACGACGACGCCUUCAGCAAGCCCCCAGCCCCGGCGGAGGCCCCGCACGCCCCGGGACCCGCGCCGCAGGGCAAGGCCGGGGGCUUCGGCAAGGCGGCCGGGCCGCUGCUGGGGGCGGCGGGCGCCGGGGGCGGCGGCGGUGCUGGCUCCGGGGCGGCGGGCAAGAAGUCCCCGCGGCUGCCCAAGUGCGCGCGCUGUAGGAACCACGGCUACGCGUCGCCGCUAAAGGGCCACAAGCGCUUCUGCAUGUGGCGGGACUGCCAGUGCAAGAAGUGCAACCUGAUCGCCGAAAGGCAGCGCGUGAUGGCCGCGCAGGUGGCCCUGAGGAGGCAGCAAGCCCAGGAGGAGGAGCUGGGGAUCAGCCACCCCAUCCCGCUGCCCAGCGCGGCCGAGCUGCUGGUCAAGAGAGAGAACAGUGGCAGCAACCCGUGCCUGAUGACCGAGAGCAGUGGCUCCUCGCAGCCGCCUGUGCCCGCCAGCACCCCCACCACUGCGGCCCCAGAGGGACGGAUGGUCAUCCAGGAUAUCCCCGCAGCCACCAGCAGAGGGCACGUGGAGAACACGCCCGACCUGGUCUCUGACUCCACCUACUACAGCAGCUUCUACCAGCCGUCGCUGUUCCCGUACUACAACAACCUCUACAACUACCCGCAGUACUCCAUGGCACUGGCGGCCGACGCCUCGUCUGGGGACGUGGGCAGCCCUCUCGGGGGGUCCCCUGUGAAGAACAGCCUGAGGAGCCUGCCGGCACCUUACGUGCCUGGCCAGACAGGAAACCAGUGGCAGGUGAAGAGCGCAGAGAGCCGUCACGCCAUGAAUUCCCAGUACAGGAUGCAUUCCUACUACCCGCCUCCCUCCUACCUGGGCCAAAGUGUCUCCCAGAUCUUCCCCUUUGAGGACGGCCCCUCCUACUCCGAAGCCAAAGCCAGUGUCUUCUCGCCGCCCAGCAGCCAGGACUCCGGCUUGGUGUCCCUCUCCAGCAGCUCUCCCAUCAGCAACGAGAGCACAAAGGGGGUGCUGGAAUGUGAGUCGGCGUCGGAGCCCAGCAGCUUCGCGGUCACCCCGGUGAUGGAGGAGGACGAGUGA
Molecule: messenger RNA, 1092 nt
Organism: Trichechus manatus latirostris (Florida manatee)
Lineage: Eukaryota; Metazoa; Chordata; Mammalia; Sirenia; Trichechidae
Gene: DMRT1
Product: doublesex and mab-3 related transcription factor 1
Exons: 5
Coding region: 1-1092 (363 amino acids)
Biological process (GO): germ cell development; regulation of transcription by RNA polymerase II; sex differentiation
Cellular component (GO): nucleus
Molecular function (GO): RNA polymerase II cis-regulatory region sequence-specific DNA binding; DNA-binding transcription factor activity, RNA polymerase II-specific
Source: RefSeq, a predicted model, not a curated record